GAAAAGUCUUUCAAAAAUCGUAUGCAAAAAAAUUUUUGGCUUGCAAAGCAAACUAUGAUAGAGAAAUUGGGUAAAGAACAAGAUGAACAUGUUGUGGCGAGUGACUUAGAAUUGGAUCAAACUUUAGAGGCAAUUUCCAUAAUUGAACAAUUUCAGAUUUACAAGCAGUUAAGUGUAACAUCAACUCAGUUAUUGAAGGCUGUUGAGAGGUAUCAAAAUGCUCUCAGAGAAUUGUCCAGUGAUGAAGGCGAAUUGGCUCGUUUUAUUCAAGAACAUGGAGCAAACGAUAAGACUCGAGCUGGUAAAAUGAUGCGAGUUGUUGGGAAAUCGUUGGGAUUUACCGGCCAACAAAGACUCCUUGUUCGGGGCUCCUUAGUAAGAUUACUACAAGAAGUAGGAACUUUUCGCCAGCGUGCUCUAUCAGAUUGUGCUUUAACGAUCCAGCGUAUGCAGACUGCACGUACGGAAUAUCGAGCUGCUUUAUUAUGGCUGAAAGACGCUUCUCAGGAUCUUGAUCCGGAUGUGAAUAAAAGAUUGGACAAAUUUCGUAAGAUUCAAACAAUUGUAAAGAGAAGUCAUGAGAAAUUUCGUAGUUUAAAAUUCGAUGCUUGUCAGAAAAUUGAGUUAUUAAAUGCCAGUCGAGCCAAUUUAUUUUCGCAAACAUUGGCUCCUUAUCAACAGCAAAUAAUGAAAUUUUGGAAGAUUUCAAAUCGUAGUAUGAGUGGCAUAGCAGAUUCAUUCCGUGGAUACCAACAUUAUGAAUACCGAGUUCUAAAGGAGUUACAAGAGCCACUACCAGAGGAUCUAAAUGAAAAUGAUGAGGACAGAUUAGGUGAAAUUCAGGAAGAUGACCAAAAUCUUCCAGGUAAAGAAGAGGCACAAGGAGAAAAUGAUGAGGCAUUAAAUCGAAAUGUUGAUGAAAUGUCGGCAAAUAUGGCAUCUUUGAUUUCUUUUGAUGAGAACAGAAAUACAGAAUACCAAUAUGAUACUGAACUUCCCGAUUCAAGAUCAGAUGAUGAUCCAUUAAUAGGGACGGAAGAGAUUCCUUCUGCUUACAUUGAUAUGCUUUCAGCACAAGAGACUUCUGAGAAUGAAGCGUCUAUGAACGAUUUUCAAAAGCAGUGGCAAACUGUUUUUGGUUCAACAGAAGCUAAUCCACAAUCGGAAUAUUCUUCUGAAUUGACCAACUUACUCGGAAGUCAAACUAGUGGCACUACCUCUUGGAUGCCAUCGAAUCUAUUAGAUGAGUCAACAACGCCAGCAACAGGAAAGAAAUCUAAUGUUGCAAAAGGUGACUCUUCAAAGUUAGCUUCUUGGUUUAAUUUAUUUGCAGACUUAGAUCCUUUGUCCAAUCCUGAUUCAAUUGGC
Molecule: messenger RNA, 1368 nt
Organism: Trichoplax adhaerens
Lineage: Eukaryota; Metazoa; Placozoa; Uniplacotomia; Trichoplacea; Trichoplacidae
Exons: 7
Biological process (GO): regulation of transport
Cellular component (GO): Golgi apparatus
Molecular function (GO): protein domain specific binding
Source: RefSeq, a predicted model, not a curated record